Aphanomyces astaci is the source of this 609-nucleotide messenger RNA. RefSeq lists its product as hypothetical. Gene Ontology annotation, molecular function: DNA binding. NCBI's taxonomy places the organism in Eukaryota, Oomycota, Saprolegniomycetes, Saprolegniales, Verrucalvaceae. The transcript has 2 exons. Bases 1 to 609 code for a protein of 202 amino acids. The record is from RefSeq and is a predicted model, not a curated record.
AUGGAAACGUGUUCAAUGUGCGAAGCCGCGAGGAACGGGUGGCCCGAAGCGGAAGAAGGUCAAGAACUGUGUGCUGUGCAUGCGGUGCCAUCAACAGCGCAAGACGUGCCGCCACCUGCGAGGAAGCGAGGACGUCCGAAGGGAGCGAAGAACAAGGCGAAGGUGCAAGAUGUGCAAGGCGAGUCUACACCGAAGAAGCGUGGGCGGCCACCGAAGUCGUCGUCAAGUGCCAACAUGCCGUCAACGCCGUCAGAGGCGGACGUCACGCCGAUCCCAGUCGGGGUAUCCGAGUUUACACCCGACCACAAGUCCAUUCGAUCCGAGACAAUGUUUCGGAACGUGUCGUUCAGGCCGCUACGAGAGAUGCAAAUCCACAAGAACGACAAGAAGCUGCUCGCAUGCUACGCGGAUUGCCAAGACUUCAUGCUAAGUGGUGUGGUCACCGAUGUGCGCUACGUUGUUGAUAGCGAGAACGAUCCCGACAUCGACUCGCCGGGCAAGAACACGAAAGCCGAGGUCAAGGCGAUGGUGGCAUUGUACAAGAUCACUUGGAAUCACACACGGUUUCAGCGCGACGAGCCGUGGAUUACUGCGCGCCUGUUUUACUAA